Populus euphratica (Euphrates poplar) is the source of this 1830-nucleotide messenger RNA. RefSeq names its product chaperone protein ClpC2, chloroplastic-like. Bases 1 to 1830 code for a protein of 609 amino acids. The record is from RefSeq and is a predicted model, not a curated record. Gene Ontology annotation, molecular function: ATP binding; ATP hydrolysis activity. Gene Ontology annotation, cellular component: cytoplasm. The transcript is spliced from 5 exons. Lineage: Eukaryota; Viridiplantae; Streptophyta; Magnoliopsida; Malpighiales; Salicaceae. Gene Ontology annotation, biological process: cellular response to heat.
AUGGAGAGGCCCGAGAAGCAACAUUUUAAGGCAGAUAUGCUAAACAAGUAUGGAACUGAUUUAACAAAAAUGGCACAAGAGGGCAAGCUGGACCAGGUAGUAGGAAGGCGAAAACAGAUCGAGCGUGUCACGCAAAUACUUUGCAAAAGAAGAAAGGAUAACCCUUGUCUUAUUGGCGAUCCUGGAGUCGGAAAAACUGUCAUUGUUGAGGGCCUGGCAGCAAGCAUUGUUGAAGGCACUGUUCCUUCAAAACUUGAGGGAAAGAAGAUUUUUGCUUUGGAUAUGGCGCGUCUAGUUGCUGGCACCAAAUUUCACGGAGAUUUUGAAGAAAGAUUAACAGGGAUUGUUGAUGAAGUUAAACAAAAUGAUGGAAAUAUAGUUCUUUUCAUUGAUGAAUUGCAUACCCUUGUUGGCAAUGGCCAGACACUAGAUGCUGCUAAUAUAAUAAAGCCAGCUCUUGCAAGAGGCGAGCUAAAGUGUAUUGGAGCCACAACAAUUGAUGAUUAUCGAAGGUACAUUGAAAAAGAUGGAGCACUCAGAAGGCGUUUUCUGCAUGUGGAUGUGCCAGAGCCAUCUAUUGAUGAGGCGGUAGAGAUACUGAAAGGAAUACAAGGAAAAUACGAAGCUCAUCAUGAUGUCAAAUACGCAGAUGAGGCUUUGGUUGCAGCAGUUCAUCUAUCAAACCAAUACAUAAGUGGUCUCUUUCUACCGGAUAAGGCCAUAGACUUGAUCGAUGAAGCUGGUGCCAGAGUUCAGCUGCGUCAAGCGCAAUCAGCUUCAAAGAAACUUGUUGUGACUGAAGAGGAUAUACAAGCUGUUGUCUCUAUGGUGACGGGAAUUCCUCUUGAAAAAGUCACCGAUAAAGAAUCUAGUCGACUCUUAAACAUGGAGGCAGAACUGCACAAGUACAUUAUAGGUCAGGAAGAAGCUGUAAAGGCAGUUAGUCAUGCUAUUCGCCGAGCACGAGUGGGCAUAAAAGAUCCCAACAAACCGAUUGCGAGCUUUUUAUUCACCGGUCCGACUGGCGUAGGGAAAACAGAACUUGCCAAGGCAUUGGCUGUUGAAUAUUUUGGUUCCAAAGAAGCGGUCGUCAGGAUUGAUAUGUCUGAAUACAUGGAAAAACAUGCUGUAUCAAAGCUUUUUGGAUCACCUCCUGGCUAUAUAGGGUAUGAUGACUGUGGUCAGUUGACUGAAGCUGUUCGUCGCAGAGCCCAUACCGUGGUUCUCUUUGAUGAGAUUGAGAAGGCUUACCAAGAUGUUCACAGGGUGUUUCUUCAGAUUUUAGAUGAUGGUACGUUGACUGAUGGUAAAGGACGUAAGGUGGACUUUAAAAACACAAUCAUUAUAAUGACUUCAAAUAUUGGUAAUAGCUUGAUUGCCCAGGAAGACGAGGAAGACGAGAUACGAUUCAACACCGUCAAGCUUAUAGUAGCUGAGGAACUGAAGAAAGAAUUCAGCCCAGAGUUCUUGAAUCGAAUAGAUGAAGUGAUCGUGUUCAGAAAAUUGAAAAAUGCACAGCUAAAAGAGAUUGCAGACUUGAUGCUUGAGGAAGUUUACGGAAGGCUAAAGGCAAAGAACAUCAUUAUACGAGUAACAGAUGGAUUAAAAAGGAAGAUAAUUGAAGAAGGGAACAACCUUAGCUAUGGAGCAAGGCCAUUGAAGAGGGCCGUUGUGAGGCUUUUGGAGGAUAGCAUUGCUGAAGGGAUCUUGAAUGGACUUGUAGGGGAGGGACGUUCUGUCAUUCUAGACGUUAAUUCAAACGGAAAUGUUAUCAUGCUACACUGUGAUGUAGCCGUAGGAACCAAAGAUUACGAGCAUUCUAUGAUUUAG